This is a messenger RNA of Panicum virgatum (switchgrass), 1698 nucleotides long. Its product is annotated as ubiquitin-like-specific protease 1D. Bases 73 to 1230 code for a protein of 385 amino acids. Gene Ontology annotation, biological process: proteolysis. Gene Ontology annotation, molecular function: cysteine-type peptidase activity. The transcript is spliced from 10 exons. NCBI's taxonomy places the organism in Eukaryota, Viridiplantae, Streptophyta, Magnoliopsida, Poales, Poaceae. The record is from RefSeq and is a predicted model, not a curated record.
CGCUCUCUCCUCCGCUCGCCCUCGCUCGGCGCAUCCUCCUCCCCAAGCCCAGCGCGAGCCGCCGCCGCGAGGAUGGAUGUCCACUGUGAAUUGUGCUGGCGCAAUUUCUCCGACUUAGUUCAAAAUUUUCAGGCUCAUUUGCGCGACAAAAAAACCGGGUGCGCGCAGGAAGCGGCUGCAAAUGGAUGUGCUGAAUGUGAGCAUCAUCUGGGCCGCAUGCCGCCAUCAUCACCAAGCGCCGGACCAUCAACACGGCCAUCAACAAGGCAGUCAACAGGUCAAAGCUCCGGGGCAUCAACAACACGGUCGCCACGUCAAUGGGCCUAUCAAAUGUCGAGUACUAGUGCUCCUGAGCCAUCAACAGCUUCUAGACGAAGCACCUCAUCAAGAGGCAAAAAUGUUCAAGUUGUUCUAUUGGACACAGAUACAUCCAUUGAAAGGGAUGGAGUGAAGGUACACUAUCCUUCAAGGGGACAUGAUGAUUCCAUAGAACUUUCUAAUGAAGAUCUAUCAUGCCUUGAGUCUGAAUCACAAUUGUCCUCGCCUAUAAUGAACUUUUACAUUAGGUACCUAUGGGAACAAAUGCCAUCAAUUAGUAGAAUAAGAGGCAAUUACCACAUUUUCAACACAUACUUCUUCAACAAACUUGAAGACUUUGCAUCAAAGGGUUCAGAGGUGGACAGCGCUGAUUGUUUCUUAAAGCUGAGAAGAUGGUGGAAGGGUGUGGAUAUAUUUAGGAAGGACUAUAUACUGUUUCCUGUGCAUGCAGAUGCACACUGGAGCUUGGUCAUCGUAUGUAUGCCAGCCAAAGAAGACCACUCUGGACCCAUGGUGCUUCAUUUGGAUUCACUGAAGGGGCAGGUUCACCAGAGCAAAAAUAUUUUCAUCGUCGUUGACAGAUUCUUGAAAACGGAAUGGAUGCACCUGAAUGGAAAGAACCUUACUAGAAAAAUUGUGAAAAAAUCGAUCAAUGUUCCACAACAGGAAAAUGGAUAUGACUGUGGUCUGUUUGCUUUAUUCUAUAUGGAGCGUUUUAUCCAGGAGGCACCUGACAGGUUUUGCAGGAAAGACCUUUCUACGGUUAGAUACUAUUUGUUGCUUUCUUUAUUUUUUAUAUGUAUGCUUCACUGCUUUCUAGAACACACUCGCCGGAUCUGGCCAUCUUAUUGUGUCUUAUUUUCUACUAGUUUGGCAAAAGAUGGUUUCGACCAGAAGAGGCUUCAGAGUUGAGAAAGAAAAUGUUUGAUCUGCUGCUUCAGUUGUUCGAGAAAGACAACCUAUAAUGUAAACCUUGUGUACUUGAAUCAUCUCGUAGUAACAAUCAGGGCAAGAUCUUACAAAAUCCAUUCAUAGCCAUGGAAUGUGUUGAUUCAUCUGAUCUCUCUGUUCUGCAUUUCGACCAGAAGAGGCUUCAGAGCUGAGAAAGAAAAAAUGUUGGAUCUGCUGCUUCAGUUGUUCGAGAAAGAAACUAUAAUGUAAACCUUGCGUACUCGAAUCAUCUUGUAGGCACAAUUAGGGCAAGAUCUUACACAAUCCAUUCAUAGCCAUGGAAUGCGUUGUUCCUAGGGAUGCAAGUGGGUACCCAUUAGUAUUUUUGGGUUUCUUAUUUUAGUUUAUUUUCUCUCCCAAACUAAUUACAUAGCAUGUUAUUCUAGUUUAUUUUAUUAAAUUUUGGGUCGACCUAAUGACCCAAAAAAA